Messenger RNA from Acipenser ruthenus (sterlet), 11657 nucleotides. RefSeq names its product trinucleotide repeat-containing gene 6B protein-like. The transcript is spliced from 24 exons. NCBI's taxonomy places the organism in Eukaryota, Metazoa, Chordata, Actinopteri, Acipenseriformes, Acipenseridae. The record is from RefSeq and is a predicted model, not a curated record. Gene Ontology annotation, cellular component: nucleoplasm; P-body. The coding region runs from base 410 to 3514 and encodes 1034 amino acids. Gene Ontology annotation, biological process: positive regulation of nuclear-transcribed mRNA poly(A) tail shortening; miRNA-mediated post-transcriptional gene silencing. Gene Ontology annotation, molecular function: nucleic acid binding.
UAGGGUUUGGGUGUCUGUGUUUAAAAAAGUAGCAGAGGAAAUUUGACGGAAGAUGUGGAGGGUGGAGAAGAAAUUAGUUAAAAAGUAGCGGAAACAGGAAUAUAGGCAGAGCUCUGCACACACAAUAUACAGUAAGAAAGCUGGAUUUGUUUGCGGCAGGAUUAUAUCGCCAAAGAAUCAUUUUGCUUAUAUUGUAGUCGAAGAUUUUUUUUACACACACCGAACGAAGCUGUACCGGCGGGUUGCCUCCUUGGUGCGCCUACCUGUCCAAGACUCUAUUUGAUGCCUCAAGGAGACUGGCAAGGACAAGCUGACAUCCUCUGUAUUAUCACUGAAGGGCAUCCUUCAUCUCCGCUCCAGGCUUACCUGCUGGGUGGUUUAGCAUAAUCCUCUGUUCUCAUGCUGGGAGAUGAGAAACUCACACAGGAGGACAGGGGCCCAGGCUAUAGAAAGAGAGAAACAGCCGGACAGGGAGCAGCAGUUCAUGGAAGACAAAAAAAGGAAGAAAGACGAUAAGAAGAAGAAAGAGGCUGCUCAGAAGGUUGCAGAACAAAAAACCAAAGUGCCCGAGGUGACAAAGCCGGGCCCCGCCCAGCCGCCGGCCGCCAGCCCUGUUGGCAGCAGCCCCGUGCCACCUGCCAACGGUGGCAACAAUGCCAAGAGGGUGGCGGUGCCGAACGGACAGCCGCCCAGCGCCCCGGCGCAGCGCUACAUGCCCAGGGAGGUGCCCCCGAGAUUCCGCUGCCAGCAGGACCACAAAGUCCUGCUGAAGCGUGGCCAGCCCCCUCCCCCAUCCUGCAUUCUCCUGGGGGGUGGGGGGCAGGCUCCCCUCACCCACCCCCAAUCCUCCGCAACUAACCAAGGGGACAGUGGAGUCCACACAGUAUGGAACAGCAGUGCCCCCUCUGGUCCGCCGGUGGAUAACGGCACAGCUGCCUGGUGCAAGCCCAACGAUGGCAGCACAGGCUGGGGAGAUCCCGAGGAUUCUGGGAAGGCUCCGUCAGGUUGGGGGAACCCCUCUCCCAACCCCAUCAAACCUGGUUCGAAAUCUAUGCAAGAGGGCUGGGGCGAGGCUGAGAGCCAGGUGACGGCAAAGCGGCACUCCAGCUGGGAGGAGGAUGAGGAGGGGGGGGUGUGGAACAGCGCUGGGUCCCAGGGCAACAGCUCCGGCUGGGGCCAGGGAGGAGGGGCAGGGGGCAAGAAGAUCAACAUUAAGGGUCCUUUAAAAGGAGGAAGCGGUGAACCUUGGAUGAACCCUCUGUCCAAGCAGUUCGCAAACAUGGGACUCCUGAGCCAAGCUGAUGAUCCUGCGGGCAGUAAGAUGGAUUUGUCAGUUGGAGGCCCCCUGCAGGAUAAGAAGCUGGAGGCUGAGAAGCGAGGGAUGAAUCUGGGCGACUACAACGGAGAGCUGAGGAAGGGGAGACAGGUCUUCCGCCCGCCCAAUUCCAAAGACAUGGGACCGGGGGACUCCGGGCCCUACUACGACAAGGCUGGUAAUCAUGGAGUGUUCGGUGGCGGCAGCGGCAUGGCACAGUCGCGUGGUCUGCACCCGGCGUCGGUGCCACCCAUUAACCCUUCUGCUGGGCUGCGAGCGCAAGUGCCUCCCCAGUUCCUGUCCCCUCAGGUGUCCGCGUCCAUGCUGAAGCAGCUUCCCCAGAACAGCGGCCUGAACACGGGGCUGUUCAACAUGGCCCCCCAGCUCUCCCCGCAGCAAAUCGCAAUGCUGAGCCAGCUGCCACAGAUACCACAGUUCCAGCUGGCUUGUCAGCUUCUCCUACAACAGCAGCAGCAGCAGCAACAGCAGCAGCAGCAACAGCAGCUCCUGCAGAACCAGAGGAAAUUCCCCCAGAACGUGAGACAGCAGCCAGACCCACAGCAGCUGGCCCGCAUGAUGAAUGUUCUUCAGCAGCAGCAGAGGCAGCAGCAGCAGCAGUCUGCGGGGGGGAUGAAGCACUCUCCCUCUCACCUGGGGAUGCCCAAACAGCACCUGGACAACCUGGUGCACUCCGGCAUGCAGGACCUGCACCCCAAAGGACAGAUGCCAGGAGGGUACUCUGGAUUUGGCUCCAGUGCGAACCUCGGCAGCCUGGACUUCAACUCCAUGGUGGGGGGUGGGAAGGAGUCUGGCUCUCAGCAGUCUCGCUUCAAGCAGUGGACAUCCAUGAUGGACGGGCUGUCCCCUGCAGCGUCCCCGCCGGAGCCCCCCAUGCACAAGAAUGGUGCUUUUGUACCUCCAGGGAAGGUGCGAGGCAGCUCCCCCUACUCCCAGUAUGACAUGUUGGGUUCAGAUUCACUGGGCGGGCACAGCGUUGGGGACAGCUGGCUCCCACCCCGCUCCGCCACCAACAAGAUGGGGAAUAAACCCAGCCACGCCAGCUGGCCACCGGAGUUCCAGCCUGGAGUGCCAUGGAAAGGGAUUCAGAGCGUGGACCCCGAGUCUGACCCCUACAUGACCCCCGGGAGCGUGCUAGGCGGCUCGGGUGUGUCUCCCAUCGUCGACACCGACCAUCAGCUCCUCCGAGACAACGCAGGUUCUAACCCUUCUCUGAACACCUCGCUGCCUUCACCCGGUGCCUGGCCCUACAGUGCCUCCGACAGCUCCUUCUCACAUGUGCACAGCACUUCAGCGAAGCACAGCGAGUACAAGUCCAGCUGGCCCCCUGACCCCAUCGGACACAACAAGCUCUGGAAGAGCUCCCGCAACACUACAGCACUGCCCCGCCCCCCUCCUGGGCUCACCAAUCAGAAACAACCCUCUUCCUCCCCCUGGAUUGGGGGAGCUCCCCGAUUGGCUCGAGGCUGGGGAGGCGGCAGUCAGGACUCCAGAUAUGUGGGAGGUUCGACGUGGAGUGACAGUGGGGUGGCCCGGACUAGCUGCUGGCUGGUGCUUAGUAACCUCACUCCACAGAUCGACGGCUCCACCCUGCGUACGAUCUGCAUGCAGCAUGGCCCCCUGCUGACAUUCCACCUGAACCUGACGCAGGGCAGCGCUCUGAUCCGCUACAGCAGCAAGCAAGAGGCGGCCAAGGCACAGACUGCACUGCACAUGUGCGUGCUGGGGAACACCACCAUCCUGGCGGAGUUUGUGAGCGAGGAGGAGGUCAGCCGCUAUUUUGCACAUUCCCAGGGUGGAGUCACUGGCGGGGCUCAGAACACCGCGGUGUCAGCGUCUGUGUCGAGCAGCUCGGGAGGAGGAGGGGGGGCAAGUGUGCCAGUGACGGGAGGAGGGGGUGGCUGGCAGAGCCUAGAUACUAGUGCCAGCCCUGUGGACCCCAGCAACAGCGGGGCAGGCGCCAAUCUGAACCUGUUCAGCCAGUGGAGCAGCGGAGCAGCAGGCAGGGCCACGGUGGGGGGCGGCGCGGGGGACACCCAGCGCCAGUCUCUCUGGGGUGGAGCCCCCGGGUACCCCUCGAGUUUGUGGGGCUCCCCCAGCAUGGAAGACAGCCACCAAAUCAGCAGCCCGGCUCCUUUACUGCCAGUGGAUCUCCUCGGAGGGGGCACGGACUCCAUUUAAAAAAAAAAAAAAAAAAUUUAAAAAUCUGAACUGGGUUUAUUGUUAUGGAGAAAGAGGAGGAUGAGGAAGAAAAAGAAGAAAAAAAACUUUCAACUCUGACCUCGUUUUAACCAAUUUUGUGUGUGUGUAUGCGUGAAUGUGUGGGAAGAGCGUGUGUGUUCUGGAACAGCACUAAUAACUUGACAGUUUUUUUUUUUUUUUUUUUUUUUUCCCCCCAACUUGCAAUAAACCAAGUUUUAUUAGAAAUACAAGGACAAACAAUAAGACUAUGCCAAAAUAUUCAGUCAGGGGGAGGGAGAAGCAAUUAUCGGUCUUGAAGCAUAUGACCCGUUUUAACUUAAUUACUAAGAAAUGAACAUAUCACUUUCUUUCAAAAUAUACUUGAACAAUGAUCGCCAACUGAAAGAGAGAGACACUCAAAUGUGAAACGAGAUGCAUUUUUAAGACAGAAAAAGCAAACAUUUAUAACAGGUUUUUUUUUUUUACUUUUUAUUUGUAUGUUUCUACAGGUGUAAACGUGUUGUAUACUGGAGCAAGAGAGAGAAACAAACAGUCUUUAUCUGCACUGGGUGUGUUUCCAGCCAGCUCUUGUAAAUUGGUGGAAUCUCACUGUAAUAAUACAUUGGGGGUGGGAAUAUAUAUAUAUAUAUAUAUAUAUAUAUAUAUAUAUAUAUAUAUAUAUAUAUAUAUAUAUAUAUAUAUAAAUGCAAACAUAAAUAAUAAAAUGAAGAAGAGAGGAAAAGAAAUGGAGUGAAUGGCAGGGAACCUGGCAGCACAUGGUUGAAAGGUAAAGCAUUUUGCAUUGUGUCCCUUGCAGUACCCUGGCUUUGAAGCUCAAACCAUAAUCAUCGACCACCCCUAUAAGUUCCUGUUGCCAGCCAUGCACAGUACAGAAAACGUUUACCCACGAAUGUUCUUAAAGAAUUAUCCUUUUGUUCAUUGCUUUGUUUUGUUUAGUUGUGUGUGUUCUUUUUUUUUUUGUUUUGUUUAGUAUUGAUUGCCUAGCAAGAUUUAAAGUAUUGCACCUUUUGUUUAUGGUUUAGCUUGUUACAAGUACUACUUUGCUUUUAGGUUUGUCAUUUUUUGUAUUUCCUUUAAGAAUCUUAAAAAUAAUACACAGAGCAUCCUUUCAGCUCCCUGCAGAUAUAAACACUGUUAGAGCUUGCAAAGAUACUGGCUGCUCAUUGCAUUCUUUUUUAUGUAGCUUGGAAACUAAAACCACAAUAACUGACUUCUAUUUUAUCACAAAAACGGGAACCUUUGGAGAAAAAAAGAGCCUGUUUUGCACACUUGUCAUUGAAUUAACAAUGCUGAGGAUGGCUUCCAUUACUCUGUAGUAGUUUGGAUUAUAGGUUGUAGAUGGAGGAGAAAUUGGUUCAGGAAAAGUGGUGCGAACACGCAAAUACCUUUUUUGGUGUUAAAAUAAAUUUGUCAUUGUAUUUACAUGUGGUCCCAGUUUUGAAAGUCUGUGGCCAUUGAGUUGAAACAGUGCUAGUUUUGAUGCAGCACUUAGAUUUUAUAUUUGUUUGUUUACUUUUGUCUGAAGCGAGACACUGUUGUAGACUUGCAUUGUGGACUUCCGUAAUGUCUGUCUCCUGCAAUCCCUCCCUGGAGGUCGUUGACUGUAGUUUAUUGAAUACUGCCAGAAGCUAGACUUGUCCUUCCUGUGGUCUAGUAGAAGCACUACCCUGUUUUGCACAGAAAUCCAAGGCUGGUCUGUAGAAGUACAGCAACCGAACUGACAAGAGUUUAUCAUUUGUGACACAAAGGAGCUUGUGACUUGGACCAUACAAAUUAAACAAGAAUUUAAUUACACAUUUUGUUACACGAUAAGUCACUAAACAGUUCUAGACUUUAACAAACUCAAUGUCUUUUAAUCCGUGAAGUUCUGUAAGUGUUUCUGAACUCGCUCUGCAGUGGCUGUUUGUAUGUAUGUGUGUGUGUGUGUAACGCAAAAUGCCACAAAAAAAAAAGACAAGUUACACAAGCAAGGGUGUGGGAGACCACUUCUCCAGUCUGGCAUGAUUUAUUUUUUCAAUUUUAACUCCUUUGGUUUAGAUCUGUGACCUAAUUGAUCAGAACUGUGCCCAAACAAGAACAAUCAGCCUCCUGCUAAAUCUACUGUUCAUUCUUAACUCUCCAACCAGUAUAGUUUCGCAGUUUGAGUCGUGGCUCUUUUGUAAUUGCCUGCUGGAGGAGAUCUUGGCAAACAUGGAGGGGAAAAUGGUUUACCUUGUCUGCUUCAAUGCUGAAUUAGCAUGGGCUUAAAAGCUGAAAUCUUGUCAAUAAAAAGGAGGGUGCAGAAACAAAAAAGUAGGAGUCUACCCUACACAACUCGAAACGUCCGUCUCGGCAGCGUCGUCCUAUGCUUUGAAAACAUAUGUACUGUAUGUGCAGAAUUUUACAUAAAACUGUUACAUUUUACAAUCUCUAUUACACUUAUACAUAAUGUCCUGCACUAUUUAAAACAAAGGUUGAGUUGGUCUGACAACUAUUGUUGUUGUUUUUUUUUUUAAAGGAAAAAGAAUAAACAAUGCAUAAAUGUGCGCACUUACAAUCCAAUUCUGUUUGACGGUGUACAAACGCAAGAUGUUUAAUUGGGCAAUAAUAUCCGAUGUCACGGGAAUUACCAGACCGUGCCAAAGCACUCUAAAUGUGGUCAUUGUCUGUGUGGGGUGGGCUAUUAGAAAAAUCUGUUGAAAGAUACAGGAUGCUUAAGAGAGAAGAUUUGGGAAACAAUCACAUUGAGAAAAUAAUUAAAUAUAUCUUAGAGAUAGGACUUUAAACAUCUGCAUUUCCCCGGUAAUGCAUUUCUGACCUGUUUUCAUGUCCUGUUGCAUGUGUGUUCUGUAUGAUGUGUUCUACUUGGAACUGCACAAGCGAAUGAAUGAUCUGAAAAGUCUCUUAAAGGUGAUUGUAGGGAAAGUGCCAUGCUUGGCACUGAUGCCCAUAGAUGAAGCAUUGUGCACUGAAGCUUGUGCAAAACAGGCAAAUGUAAUGGAAGAAUAGCAAAUCUAAGCAGAGGAGGAGAAUGGUAUGCACACAGUAGGAUAUUAAACAGCUAAGAAAUUCCCUUAAACAUGCUGAUUUCUACAGGGUAAGCUGUAAGGCAUGCACUUGUUUUGUCUUGUAAAAUGUGUUUCCUGCACCUACAUGCUGGUGUGUUUUGUAAUGCAGGGCUGUUUGCCUGAGCAUGCUCACUUUAUUCCAAAGAGGUUCCAGGUGGUCACUGUUGGUCGUCAUGUGUGGCAUUGAUUACAGAACCGGCUUUACAAAUUGUAGUCUGUGUGGUGUUGUGUUUUUGUUUGUUUGUUUAGUUUUUUCCUAAAAGCAAUCAUUUGGAGCAGUGUUAACGGUAUGGCCCGAAAUUGAACAACAUUUUUUAUUUACGAAGUGUUUAAGGAAGGUUAGGGGAAUCGAUAAAUUAUUUUUAAAAAAUAAAUAAAACAUUUGUAGGUAUAUUUGGUGGGGUUGACUCCUCCCAUCUCCUUUUGAAGUGCAGAUCAGGUAGAGUGAAACAUUCAGGUAAUCUGCACUUGUCCCCUCUUGAGAUCUUUCCAGCAUAUCUUUCCCAGAUUCCAGAACCACAGUCUGCUGUGUUAUGCAGAGCUGGUGUGCCAGGGCUCUGAGCUGCAGCGUCCGCCUGUAUCUGAGAUGCAUGUUUUUGGAGAUUUGUUCUCUUUUCCUCUCCUAAUUCUCUAUUUACUAAUACAUUCAUAAUCAAAGUCUUGCAUAAAUAGAAUGAUUGAAGACUUGGACAAAACUUUGCAGACAGAUCAAGUAUUUAGUGACCACUGACGUGUCAGUAAGUUGACAAUAUUCACGGGCUGCCUUGGACAUUGCAGAGGGAGCAGCAGGGUGUUGCUAACCCCAGUGUUUCCCUGGUCACGCAGAUUGCACUUGUCACUGUUCAUGCUCCGCCCUGCGUACCGAACUGUUUAAACUGCCUGCCACGUCCUUCCAGGUGCUGCUCGAGGCACCAAACAUGCAGCUCACUCCAUCUUCUGAGGUUUCUUUCACUGUAGUACAACAUUGAAUGACCCUCUACUCCUCCUUCCUUUCUUCUAGAAAAAAGAUUCUGCAGAUUUAAUUGUAUUUGUUGUAUUCGUUUGAGUGCGUGAGUUAAAUAAAUAAAUUGGGAUGAUUUCAGCCAGGACAAAAUAACCCAUUUUACAAAGACGAUCAUAUGCCUAGAAUUGCAGCAUCGCAGGUGUUUGCUUGGACUCGCAGGCUUGCGAAGAAAGCCCUUUCAUACUUGAAAAUGCUACAAUAAAAACAAAUAUCCUUCUAAUGUGUUUAAAGAAAGACAGUGUUGUCUCUUUAAUUUAUUUUUAUGUACGUUUUACCUCUAGUAUUGUUAAUUUCUAAUACCGGCUUCUCCACCCUCACUGCAUCGAACCCUCCUGUUUGCAAUGCCAGCACAAUGCUACACUGGUCCCCUUUGAUAAUACCACUGUAACCAAUGUGUUCAUUAAUCUGUACAGCGCUUGGUGCAGAAACUGGAGGUUUGAGUGCAGAUUUAUUGACUCUCAUUUGUUACUUUUUGGUUUUUAAUGUACAACUCAAGUGGUUAGAAAGUGUGGGGGCACAAGAGGUUAGGAGCUAUUGCAGGUUCUUUUGUAACCCGGUAUGGGUUGGUUUUGUUAUGUUUUUGGGAGGGGGGUGAAUGGUUUUGUAUGAAUGAGUUAACCUGACUGACACAGGGAUGUUCUGUAUACUACCAGAUGCUAUAUAGAGAGCUCGGUAGCUCCAAGGUUUUCAUAAGUUUAUAGUUUACAAAGUUACAAAGGCUAUUGAGCAACAGCAAACACACCUGGUAAUGCUCCUGUAUGUGUGUGUGUGUUCCUGUAGCCUUUCAAUCUUACUGAAAAUAAGAGUUAUUGUAUAUUUAAAAAAAAAAAAAAAAGAAGAAAGGAGUGUGAUCCACUCACAUUGUUUAAAUAAAAAAAAGCCUUGAUCUUAUUUCUCUAAUAGAUGGCCUUGAUAUGUAUUAAUAUGCAAAUGUGAAUUUUUAAUCUGUCAAAGAUGUGUUAAGAUUCUUUUUUUAAGAAAAGGAGAAAAAAAAACUAAAUUCCCUCAAGUUUUUUGGUGUUAAAAGUAAUUUGUUUGUACAAAAACUUAAACUAAAAAAAAAAAAAAAAAAAGGUUAACUAUGCAGUCUGCUGGGCUUCACUGUUUUCUGUUCAAACGCUGCCAAUUUCCGUGCCUGAGCUGCGCCAAUCCAAACCAUUACAAAGAGGAUUUGCCUGCAGAGUUUAAAUGACAGGAGGGUGCUCUUGUUUGCUGACCCCAAAUGAUAUGGCAGUCUUUGCCUCAAACUUGUAUUAUAAAACUGUCCUCAUUCUCGUCCGUAUGCUGCUAUGCUCUUGAACCACAUUAGGAGUGUUAUAAAGAAAACAAAGAACUAAGAGAGCUCUCACCAUCAAAAGGGAACAAGCUUAUUGUUUUUGUCUAAUUUAAAACAAAAAAAAAAUGCAAUUUUUCGUUAAACUAAGUGACAGCCUUGCACUGUCUGGUAAAAGUGUAAUUUUGGCUAGUGGAUCUAAGUUGCUGAAAAGCAACAGACUGUUUCCAAGGAAUGAUAAUCUAAACUGUGGCAGAUCUGCUUUCUUCAGCGCCGCUUUCAACUGUUCAUCCUCCCCCAUCACUGUCUCAAUGCAAUCACAACACAGUGAAGUCUGAGGGUUUCAAGUUUUAGGACAGUGGUAUGCUGCAGUUUUUAUAUCCGAUUUUGCAGGUUUUGAAAAAAAGUAUACAGACUACUCCUACUGCUGUUUGUUUUGUGUGAAUUCAUACAGACCCAGAUAAGCACUUCCUUCGGGCUACCUUGUGCUACGCAGUUUAAAUAUUAGUGCUAAUGGGAGUUGGUGAAACCAGCCUUGAAUCUCAGUCCCAGCCUUAAUCAUACCCAGAGCAAACUCCUGUAUGUGUAGAAAGAGGAAAGGAUUGUCUGGACGCUUGUGAGGUGACUUGCUGGUGUGCAGAGGGAGUGAAGGUGAAUAGCCAGACUACUUGACUGUCUGGUUGGACACAGAACUACAGUGUGUAGUUUCGUAUUCUGUCAGCAGCUGUCACUGCUGUGCAGUGGAGAUUCUUACAGGGUGAAAAGAGAAUGGCCACAACAUCUUAAAUGUGUUUUCUUACCUGCUAGCUUCAAUUGUUUAAGUUCCCACUAUUCAACUUCCAGCUUAACAGAACAGCUGGCUAGCUGUACAAGUCUUGUUGUUUUUCCUAAAGGCAUAGCAUUCUGUAUCAGGCAGUGCAGUAGCCAUUGUAAUUUUAGACUUUCUUUUUAAACAGUGUUUACAGUAAAACAUGCGUCCAAUAAUUUCCAUUUCAACAUUGUAAUUAUCCACUAUGCUUUUAGAAGUGAAAAUUGCCUUCAAUGACCAUGGUGGGUGACUGAUUUUGACCCAUUUCUGCUCUUUGUUUUUACUCCUGGCAUGCAGCUUAGGGUUAACAACCUCUCCUGAUUCCAGUCCUGUAUUGAACUGGUCUUGCCGUCCAGAGCUUGCGGUGCUGGGUGCCGAGUGUUAGAUAUGUGUGCUCCUUGAAGGAGUGCUGACCAGGUAAUCGGCACAUUCCCUCGUUGUUAGUUAAAAUUCUGCUGCUGCAGUGUGGUGUUUAGGAGGUUGAGAGUACAUUCCCACAUGUUUUGAAGCUGAAUUUCCUGCUUCAGGGUUUUUAGAGAAGGGGCUAGAUGUAUAUUUAAACUUUCACGCUGCUUUCCAAAAUGUGCAGCAUCUGUAAUCCAAGACGUCUUAAAUAAAAACGUGGUGUGGGUGGCUUGUUUGCGUUUUAAAUCAGGAUUAGGCUGAAGAUGUCGUCUCUAUGAACUCAGCUUGGGUACAUUUACUGACGAGGCAGUGCCUGCAGCAAAGGGGUUUCAAGACUCGCUGCUUCCAGGUGCAAGCUAAGCUCGCUGUGAAAAGUGCAGAGAGUGGAGGAGGUCAGUCCCUCCCCACCAUCCGCUUCAAUCUGUAACUGAGUCAGUCUGAUGUGAGAUCGCAGCAUGGGCUCUCCGCACAAUGGGGCAGCUCUUCAAAGCAGGGUGACUUCACUGUCGAAUAUCUUACCUAAGAAAUAAGAGACAAGUUGUAAGCUGUUAAGUUCUUAUUAAAAAUGGUUGCACUUUCUUGUUUUGCUUGGAUUGGUUUUUGGAGGGUCUUAACCUUUCAGAUGGUUUUGAUUGCAUAGAGGAUGAGUGUCAGCUUUUUUUUUUUUGGGGGGGGGGGGAGUCUACGGCUGCUGACUGUCUAGAAAUGUUUACUUAUCGGAACCCCCUUGUAAUGUUUUACUUUAAUUGCUAGCUGCCUAUAUGACCUUCAGAUAUAAAAUAACCAUGUGAAAACACAGCUCUUAUCUGCAGCAUUAUACUUGAAGCUUUCAGAUUGGGUUUAAGUAAAACACUUUUUCAAGUAACAUAAUGUGCUCUGCAGCUGAAGCCUGAUCCUCUGUUUUAAACUCUGCAGGGUGAACCUGAUCCUCCUUCAAAGUGUGGCACGGGAAGCAGUUUGCAUUGGCAGCAGUGUGACUCUAAAGGGAAAGGGCCCUGCUUUAUAUUAGUGCUGGAUGGUACUCAAGAAAAUCACUGGCUCCUAGGAAAAGAUGGUAGAACUAUAUUGUGCAAAUAAGCUGAAUCUAAUAAGGAUUUAAAAAAAAGAAAUAACUUUUAUUGCAUUUACAUAUUUUUUAUUUUUUGCCAUGGAAGGUACUGUAUUUCUUAUGCUGGAUUAUAAAUAAUUAAAAUAAAAGUUGACAUUUUAUCAGUGUGUGUGUGGGUGUAACCGAUUUAGGAGUUAACAUUACGGAGGAUUUAAGUCAAGUUGUUGUUUUUUUGUUUGUUUUGUUUUUUUUCUCAAAAUAAAAACCAAGAUGUCCUAAAUGCGCAUUAUAAUAUAUAUAUAUAUAUAUAUAUAUAUAUAUAUAUAUAUAUAUAUAUAUAUAUAUAUAUAUGUAUAUAUAUAUAUAUAUGUAGAAUUUUCUGAAGUUUGUUUGUUGUUUUUGCUUUUUAAUAAACGCUUUUUUGAAGAUAUGAUUGUAUUAUAUGCAACUCAGUUGCUUUUCAAUAUAACUACAAAAUAUAUUUGGUUCUUGGAAAGAAAAGUUAAUAAAUGUUUGGCUGCUAAGCAUUUAAAUAUUU